AUGGGCGUCAAAGAAGAACUUCCGGAAAAUUUGGAGAAUUUCACGGAUUACUGGGGUGACCACUUACCCGACCACACACCGUGUUGUUCGUCUUUGCAGUUUGCGCAUCUGAACACGGUGAACAACACUUGGACGAGUACUGAACAGCAAGAUAAAGUUUGUGAUCGAGCACUUGCAGUGAGCGAAACCAGUACGGAUUCCACGAUCUCGGAUACUAUUGUGGUGACGCACUCGAUGGGGAAUCUCAUGUUUGCUGGGGCGCUUGCUAACACGAGAUGCAGUCUGGAUUCCAGCUCGACGUGGGUGGGAUUGGCUGCUCCUAUGACGGGAAGUAUGUGCUCCGAUUUCGUCCAGGAAUCCUGCGCAGGUGAGACUAAUAUUGUCUGGGAGAAGAUUGGCAAUAUUACGGGACGAUGUCCUGUCACCACUGCGCUGAAAUCAUUGGCGUAUCAAGGUGGGGAUCACAACACAGAAGAGCUUGAUGAGGCGUACACGGCAGCUCAAGAAGCUUACAAGAAUAAUGUGUAUGCAGCCAUGUGUAGCUACUGGUACUCUGGGAUUCCAUCCAAAUAUCAAGCUGAGUUCUGGGCGUUGGGUACGAUGGUUCCCCAUAAAUCUCGCAAUAACGACGGCAUGGUCGAGUUCGAAAGCUGCGCGUUUGGACUUCCAGAGUCGGAAUUUGAAAAAUCCUGGAAGUCCCGAUUCUACAAGACAAGAUUAAAUCAUUACGACCUGGGGUUUCAAACCGGUGAUUGGUUGCUGGACGAGGAGAAGAUGCCGUUGAAAUGGUUUGAAUGUCUACUAUAG
Messenger RNA from Phytophthora infestans T30-4, 807 nucleotides. RefSeq lists its product as uncharacterized. Lineage: Eukaryota; Oomycota; Peronosporomycetes; Peronosporales; Peronosporaceae. The transcript has a single exon. The record is from RefSeq and is a predicted model, not a curated record. The coding region runs from base 1 to 807 and encodes 268 amino acids.